UGUAUUGUAGUGUACGAAUUACAGAACCUAUGCAUAGGUUCAGAGCAAGGGACAGAAAUGGUCAGUUGAGCUUCUCGGCAGUGAAUGUAUUGUGGUCUUGAGCGCGUCUGUCUAUAUGAGCUGGCGGAUCGACCGGCUACGACUGUCCUUCGCGUCGACUCAAGGUUCCUCGGCUCCUCAGCUUUGGAGCUGUCGACGCGUUACCCCGGUAAUCGGAGUACUACAGGCGAUCGUCGGUACAGUAACUCGGGUGAAGUCAGGGUCGUCGAGUAAGCGGGGUAAAUCUGGGGUUAGCGUGCGCCUCUGUGAGGCUCAGCGGGAACAUUGAUCCGUCUGUUCGGAGGAUUUGAUGUGAUCCGAAACUCU
This is a messenger RNA of Didymella exigua CBS 183.55, 366 nucleotides long. RefSeq lists its product as uncharacterized. Bases 116 to 328 code for a protein of 70 amino acids. The record is from RefSeq and is a predicted model, not a curated record. Lineage: Eukaryota; Fungi; Ascomycota; Dothideomycetes; Pleosporales; Didymellaceae. The transcript has a single exon.